Molecule: messenger RNA, 447 nt
Organism: Trichomonas vaginalis G3
Lineage: Eukaryota; Parabasalia; Trichomonadida; Trichomonadidae
Product: KilA, N-terminal/APSES-type HTH, DNA-binding family
Exons: 1
Molecular function (GO): DNA binding
Source: RefSeq, a predicted model, not a curated record
AUGUCAGUCGAAGCAAAAACAUUCACUAACAAAUCUAAUGGCGAAACAUUCACAAAAGGCACUUAUAACGGUAUUGAAGUCUUACGUAGAGACAAGGAUGGUUACAUUAAUGCAACAAAGAUGGCAAGAGAAGCAGGAAAGUUAAACCAUUUAAACAGAUUUCUCAAUAGUGCUAAAAUACAGGGAAUUCUUGAGUUUUGGAUGAACGAAUACGGUGGAGCCAAAAGUGGCUCGACCUCAAAACAAGCAUUUUAUGAGCUUACUAAGGGUGUUAUAAAUGAAUUCAAAGGUAUUUACAUACAUCCUGACCUCGUUCAUUUUGUUGCUGAAUGGUGCUCUGUAAAGUAUGCAUUUUAUGUCAAAGAUAUUAUGGACUCCAUAGACAAGAAAGUUCAUGAGAAAUUAGAUGAAGAAGAACUUGAAGAUACAGUAGAGAAUGCUAAACCU